This is a messenger RNA of Sycon ciliatum, 1818 nucleotides long. RefSeq lists its product as uncharacterized. Lineage: Eukaryota; Metazoa; Porifera; Calcarea; Leucosolenida; Sycettidae. The transcript is spliced from 5 exons. Bases 412 to 972 code for a protein of 186 amino acids. The record is from RefSeq and is a predicted model, not a curated record.
GCCCAGGGAGAUGACCAGGGGAGUUAUAAAGUUACUUCCUCCUGACGAAGCCAUACUUGAGCCGGCUGUUGCCUUGAGUGUUGGCAAGGGAGUUGUACAGACAACUCCUCGGUGGUGGCAGCGCAUUGGCAGCCAUCGCGUGGAGGUCUGACGACGAGUGUCGGCUGCCGUCGGUAGAGCUUCACUCAGCCCCGAAAAUGUUGAGGUGAGCAAGGCUCACCGGCAAACGCUUCCUUCGCGUGGAUUAGAACUCUUCGAGGAUUUGCUGUCGGUGCUAAUGGGACUGGAGGUACAUUCCGCCAAAGGGAAGCGAACCUUCUUUCAUAUCCUGUCACCAAUCCCAGAGUAGUGUCGUCGUCCGCCACCAGUUGAGAGGGUCGAGAAGGCGAGAGAGCUAGACCGGGGCAUGCUAUGGCCAGUGUACUGUACUGUUUGCUUUGUGCCACGGCAGCGCUGGCGAUGGUGCUGAUGUUUACCAUCUCUGUAAUCCCUCCAUUUAUCCUGAUCAGUGAUGAAAGUUGCGGUACAGAAAUGCAGCUGGGUGUAUGGAGAGUGUGUGUGGAAAUCAUCAACGAACUCGGAGUUCCGGCUAAGGUCUGUGGCACUUACAGUGCUGCCAAUAGCACGCCGGGUGGAAUUAAGGUUGCAGAAGCAUUCCAUUGUUUAGCCAUGAUAACGUUUGGUUUCGCCAUGGCUUCAUCGCUUAUCAUUCAAAGAAUGCAGGUUCCACGUUGGGUCUACUUUGCUCCCCAAGUCUUUGUGUUCAUGUCUGCCGUGCUCAUGGCACUGAUGACAGGCUGCAUGGUCCAUGUCGGACGGAAAUUCAGGUCACCCGUGUAUGAGGUGCAUGCAUCGACUGGAUUGGUCAUUGCCUGCGUUAGUGGUGUCUUAGCCAUCACCUAUGGUGUACUAGCACAUAUCAUACAUACGAGAUCACGGCGAGAAGAUUAUCUGCCCAUCCAGGCUGAAUAGCGUGCGUGUGCAUCUUGUUCAGCGUCGACAGCCGCCUCGUCCACAGAGUGUGACCGUUGUGGCGGGGCACAGCAAGUGAGCCAUUGUAAUCAUCAGAAUGCGUUCUGAACACCAUGCUGUCCGUACGCCUGCUCGGGUCUCAUUCCUACCCGGACUACUAAGAUCUCAGCAAAUACUUUGAGCUUUGUCCCCUUUGCUGUCUCUCGAGAUAGUACUGCAGCUCUCAAUUGGUCAUAACCCCACGAGCCGUAAUAGCGAGGGGAAUGCAAAACAAAGAGACACGUUUGCGAGAGCGAAAGAGAGCCUUCAGUUUCUUAGGGGUUCCAGGAGCUCAACAUACAACCGAUUAUUUUUACUAAGAACACAGUCCUACUGAGAGAUAUGUGGAGACACACACAUGUGCCAUAUUCUUUGAUACCAGAUAGCUAACAUUCCUAUCUUUCUUAUAAUCAUUACAUUUUUCCUCCUGUACACAUUCGUAGGAACACUCACAAUACGACAUGCAUUCAGCAGAAUUAGUUUUUCGCUUUUCUCGAUUCGUUGGUUCGCCAAAUAACGGUGGUAUGUUGACCAUGCAUGUUCAUCUUAUUUAUUACGAUAACAACACUUUUAUCUCUCUCAUUGCUUGUCCUCUUUCUACUUGUUUUUCAUUUUUUUCUCUUUCUUCCGUGGUUGGACUCACCCUCUCCUCAAGUCAAUUAGGUGUCUUAACAUGUUACGAGGUGCAAAAUAUAUUCCAUCGCUUUUUCUCCUUACGCGUAUUUCUCCUUACCUUUUAGAUUGUUUUCGCAUCGUCGAAUAUUUAAAUACAUGAUUGUGAUCAUAAGUGUUCUGACUAGCAUGGAG